ACCAUGUCGGAAAACGUUACCCCGCUCCGGAGAAGCUGCACAGGGAAGAGGCAGGACAUUACAGGAAUCUCGGACCUGUCGUGGGACUCCAGAAAAGAUCUCUAUGGCAAUUAUAUCUGCCAUACAUUUCAGGGGGGGUCCUGGGCAGACAGGUCCCCUCUCCAUGAAGCCGCCUUCCAGGGCCAUCUACUCUCCCUCAGGACACUCGUCACACAGGGUUUCAAUGUGAAUAUUGUCACCAUGGAUGGACUGUCUCCCCUCCAUGAAGCUUGUCUGGGGGGCCAUGCUACUUGUGCAAAGUUGCUGUUGGAAAAUGGGGCCAAUGUUACCAUGGUGACCAUCAACAGCAUAACCCCACUAUUCAACGCCUGCUGUAGCGGCAGUGCUGCCUGCUUACGCUUGCUGCUGGAGUACGGCCCCCGCCACCACCCCGCCCAUCUGGUGGCUUCACCCAUCCACCAAGCUGCAAAAAAAGGCCACUGGGAGUGUGUGGAGAUUUUGUCUGCCAAUGGAGUGGACAUUGACCUGGAAAUACUGCAACAGGGAACCCCUCUCUACGUGGCCUGUGUCUCUCAGAGAGCAGACAGUGUGGAGCACCUACUACAGUUGGGGGCUGAUGUCCACAGUGGGAAGGCCCAGGAGUCACCCCUGCAUGCCGCAGCACAGAGGCCCAGCGUGAGGGUGGUGGAGCUGCUGCUGGAGUACGGAGCAAAUGUCCAGAGCAAGAACUCUGAGGGGAGGAAACCUGUGGAGCUGGCAGCACCCAGCAGCCCUGUGGAGACAGCACUGCAGCUGAGAGAGGGGCCCUCCGUUCUCUCCCAGCUGUGUCGGCUCUGUAUACGUCGGAUUUUAGGGCGGUCUCGCCUGCACCUGGUGCCCAGCCUCCCCCUCCCCCAUCAGCUUGCCAAGUUCCUGCUCUACAGGUGAUAAUGACGUUAAACCCAACCCUUAGACAUCCUAUCACCCAGUCCAAUGCAGAAUUCAAGAAGAUAGAAAGUGGUUGUCAUCGAACACCCCCCGCCCCCCAAAAUACUGCAGUCAGAUGUACUUGGCUUAUGUUGGUACAUUAACUGUUGGUCAUUAGGUUUGCUAUGGAGGUGGGUGCAGGGUAUUUUAGAGAGAGUCUGUUUGUGCCCCUUUCCUGCACAUACACAUUUGUACACGACAUGACUCUUAAGUAUGUAGCACAGUAAUGCUGAACUCCACACAAAUGGAGUAUAAUGUUGGAAUUACUCCCAGAGGCCAUUUUAAGCCAAUUAUCUUGUAAGAAGUGUUCACUAAUGAAACAGAAAAUGUAUUGCGAGUGAUAAAAUGUAUUGCAGGUAAUAUGUGCUAUGUAUGAAUUCAAGUUAAGAGCGCCUUCUGGAUACAGAAAUGUUACAUGCUUUCAUAUGCCUUACUUUGUAAAUGGACUGACUGCUUUUCUGUUACUGUGGAAGGAAUGAAAAUCUUAAAUGCUAAAUGACCUAAUUACAUUGAGAAUUAUUUAAUUAAAUUCUUA
Anguilla anguilla (European eel) is the source of this 1501-nucleotide messenger RNA. Its product is annotated as ankyrin repeat and SOCS box protein 11-like. The record is from RefSeq and is a predicted model, not a curated record. NCBI's taxonomy places the organism in Eukaryota, Metazoa, Chordata, Actinopteri, Anguilliformes, Anguillidae. Gene Ontology annotation, molecular function: protein binding. The transcript has 7 exons. Bases 4 to 927 code for a protein of 307 amino acids. Gene Ontology annotation, biological process: protein ubiquitination; intracellular signal transduction; positive regulation of protein catabolic process.